Molecule: messenger RNA, 2060 nt
Organism: Synchiropus splendidus (mandarinfish)
Lineage: Eukaryota; Metazoa; Chordata; Actinopteri; Syngnathiformes; Callionymidae
Product: RING finger protein 122-like
Exons: 7
Coding region: 942-1409 (155 amino acids)
Cellular component (GO): endomembrane system
Molecular function (GO): ubiquitin protein ligase activity; zinc ion binding
Source: RefSeq, a predicted model, not a curated record
GCGAGGCAAAACGGCUGGUCACAUGAGCAGGGAUCUGUUUACAAACCCAAGGCAGAGCAGAGCAGGGACGGACCAACUGCAGGCUCAGCCUCACCACUGAAAUGGACUGAAAGGAGGAAGAGGGGAAGUCUUUCAUGACAAAGCCAGCUGGAGGAGACGGCACAACAAGGCUCUCGCUUUUUCAGGCCAUUGUCUUCUCUUUUUUUUUUUUCUUAAAUCGAGGGAGCAGAUGGUUUGAGGGAGAGUAGGUCCCCCCACCCUCCACCUACACUCAUACAAUCACACUGGCUGACAAAUAAACACACACACACACACACACUAGCAAAACGCCAGCUCGAGGACUGUUGUUGAUGGAGGUGUCCUUACUUUUCCUUGAGGGGAGCACAUCUUCGCUGUCAACACUGAGCUGGAAUACCCCCCUGCAGGAUCAGAGGAUUGGAGGAGGAGACAACCUAGGACAACAGAGGGGGAUGAGACUUGUGAAAAUCCUCUGUUAAAAAAAGCAGCUUUGGGAUGAAGAUAAUUCCCAGACUAAUGCCUGAUAAUUACCUUCAUUGAUCGAGGACCUUGGAAUGGUGGAUGUCAUUGUUGGGGGGACGACGCUGCAGACACAAUGUGGGGUCACUGACAGCCUAACCGCCUGGAAAUGAGCAAACAAGGUCUACAAUCCUGGACCAAACUCCAGUUCCAAAUAUUCCAGUCUUAAACACACAGAAUGGUUAAUCCAGAUUUGGGAACGCUGAGCCACCAAAACUACACCUCUUAAGGAUUUAUGGAAUCUGAGAACAUCAGAAAAAAAGGCUUUGUUUUGAGGAAGCUCUGUUGAUGUGGCUGACUUAAAAGCGUUCAGAGAUCCAGCCUCGAAGUCUGCGGUCGAUCCAGGUCCAGCCAUCCUCCGGCAAAGCUCGAAUUCACGGCUGCUGUCCUGGGAGUCCGAUUUCAUGCAACGAUCCCAAUGGUGUAACGGCCUGCUGUGUUUUUCUAGUUCUCUUUGCUCGGAAGAAUUGUGCAGCAUGACGGCGGACAUGUAUCAUCUCCCUCUCAACAUCUACGUCAUCGUGCUGGGCAUCGGCCUCUUCGUCUUCAUGCUCAGCCUCAUCAUCUGCUGCUACCUUUUCAGGUUGAAACAACAAGGAACGAGGGAGCAGUUCAGCUACAAUGAGGUGGUGUUAAAGGGUGCAAGCAAGAAACUCAGCCUGCUUGGACAAACCUGCGCAGUUUGCCUGGAAGAGUUCAGGACCAGAGAUGAGCUGGGAGUUUGUCCGUGCUCUCACGCAUUUCACAAGAAGUGCCUGCUUAAGUGGCUGGAGAUCCGCAGCGUGUGCCCGAUGUGUAACAAGCCAAUCCUCCGGUUACACACAGACGCCGCUCAGGGUGCCGAGGGUCCCAUGGACCCCGAGGAGGUGUGAGGACCGAGGGUGUGAGGAGGACGCAGACUUCCCUCAUACCACAUGUACAACACCAGGAUGAUGAUCAUCUUCUUAUGGAAACGCUGACAUUGAUCCCAGGAGGUUACUGCUGACAUUUGAGCAAUACAACUUGGAGACAAAGGAACGGUCGCCAUUGGUCAAGGUUGUCGGUCAGACUUGUUUUCUUUCCUCCAUAAAACUGAUUUCCAUGAUGAAAGAAAGGAAAGAAGCUUCUGAAAAAGCCGGAGAUCAUCGCCUUUGCCAUCGGACGACUUGUGCUGAGAUGAACAUCACUGCUGGCAUUGGGAACGUCAUCUGAGCGCUGGAUCAGGAUGGAUACCUCUCAUGUCUCAGGGGUGUUAACGCAGCCAGCACAAACCACGUCAAUCACCUAGUACUCUGUGACACACACGCAUCUUACAAUCAAUACUGCCAAUGUAUGUGGAGCGCUCAAGCAGUCAGACGUGUCUGAAACCUACGACCAGCAGGAUCACAACCAUGAUGACUUCAGCAGACAAUAUUGUGACAGACUGUUCCUUUUAAAAGAAGACUGAUAGAAACUAGUCUUGCCUGUAUGUAUUGUACGUGAAAGUGUCCCUCAAUAUUGUUCUUUUGUAUUUGUUGCUUUUAAAUAAAACGUCAUGUAAUGUA